Molecule: messenger RNA, 949 nt
Organism: Apus apus (common swift)
Lineage: Eukaryota; Metazoa; Chordata; Aves; Apodiformes; Apodidae
Product: adenosine 5'-monophosphoramidase HINT1-like
Exons: 6
Coding region: 233-766 (177 amino acids)
Biological process (GO): purine ribonucleotide catabolic process
Cellular component (GO): nucleus; cytoplasm
Molecular function (GO): hydrolase activity
Source: RefSeq, a predicted model, not a curated record
GCACUUGGUGGCAGCCGCAGACGUUUGCCGCGUGAUAUCUCUUUGGCACUGCAAGUCGUGCAAAGUUUGCUGCCGGGGGGUGGGAGUGGUCCUGCCUCGUGUAGGGUGAUAGUCUCGAAACCUUAGAAGAAGCACACGCAGUCAAUCUCCUCGGGGAUUCCAGGUGUAUGUACAUACCUAGUGCCUUGCCUUCCGUGGUCUUUCACCCCAAGCUCCGACGCGUUUCCUAGUCAUGCCUAAGGAGCCAAUUAUCAGGUUAUCGGAAGCGGAAGAUUCUGGUGAAUCUUGCCUUGCCUUCCGUGGUCUUUCACCCCAAGCUCCGACGCGUUUCCUAGUCAUGCCUAAGGAGCCAAUUAUCAGGUUAUCGGAAGCGGAAGAUUCUGGUGAAUCUUGCCUUGCCUUCUGUGGUCUUUCACCCCAAGCUCCGACGCGUUUCCUAGUCAUGCCUAAGGAGCCAAUUAUCAGGUUAUCGGAAGCGGAAGAUUCUGGUGAAUCUUGCCUUGCCUUCCGUGGUCUUUCACCCCAAGCUCCGACGCGUUUCCUAGUCAUGCCUAAGGAGCCAAUUAUCAGGUUAUCGGAAGCGGAAGAUUCUGGUGAAUCUCUUCUUGGGCCUUUCAAGAUUGUUGGCAAGAAGCGUGCUGCUCGCCUGGGCCUGACCGAUGGAUUCCGGACGGUUGUGGAUGAAGGGCCUGAGGGUGGGCAGUCUGUCUAUCGCCAACAUCUACGUAUUCUGGGUGGCCGUCUGUUGGGCUGGCCGCCUGGCUAAGAUUUUAGCACCGCGAGAGUUGCUGCACGUGUACAAACGGCCACCGAAUGGAUUUUGUCUGUUGCCCGUCAGUCUAGCCACUGUUGAUGUCUGAUUGUUUGUGUGUGUGUGUGGCGUGUCUGUGGAAGGUAAUGAAAGCUUUGAGCGGCAGUUGCACAAUAAAGAUUUAUCAUGGGGAUAUCA